Molecule: messenger RNA, 6294 nt
Organism: Pygocentrus nattereri (red-bellied piranha)
Lineage: Eukaryota; Metazoa; Chordata; Actinopteri; Characiformes; Serrasalmidae
Gene: anapc1
Product: anaphase promoting complex subunit 1
Exons: 48
Coding region: 207-6071 (1954 amino acids)
Biological process (GO): metaphase/anaphase transition of mitotic cell cycle; anaphase-promoting complex-dependent catabolic process; protein K11-linked ubiquitination
Cellular component (GO): anaphase-promoting complex
Molecular function (GO): molecular adaptor activity
Source: RefSeq, a predicted model, not a curated record
CACGGGAUAGCAAGAUGUCCGCGUUCGUUUGAAAGUGUGUGUUUACUGGCUUCUCAUGGCUUCGCGCUUCGUUUAGAAUUGUUUAUGCCGGGUUUAGCGGUCCGUCCAGUCCAGCGGGGAGGAACUGACCACAGGAGAGGAGCGGACUCCGAGAUAAGAGCCUGAAUAUUCCUUAUUAACAGAAAUAAUGCUGAUAUUGGGAACUCAUGUCGAACGUGUAUGAAGAGAGAGCCACAAUGAUAGCCGCCGGGGAAUUGCAGUCGUUUGUCCCGUUCGGUCGUGAGCACUGCAAGAAUCACCCGAACGCCGUGAACCUCCAGCUGCGCCAGCUGCAGCCCGCGUCGGAGCUCUGGUCCUCAGACGGUGCGGCUGGACUCGUUGGAUCCCUCCAGGAGGUCAGCCUACAAGAGCGCCAGAAGGAGUCCUGGCAGCUUAGGAAAGGCUCCACUGUCACAACUGAUGAAGCCGAAUACGAGGAGGAGCUGUAUGUGGCCGGACACAUGGUCAUCUGGAGUCGCGGGAGCAAGAGCCAGGCCUCCUACGUGUACAAAGCUUUCACGGUGGACAGCCUGGUUCAGCAGGCCUUGUGGUGUAAUUUUACUGUUCCUCAAUCACGUAAAGACGAAAAGGACAUAAUUGAACAGAGUGUCUGCAUAGUCCAGAGCAUGUGUGUGAAUGUCCACACUGUGAGUGGGAAGGACUUCAUCUCUCCACUACCAUUUCAGGUCUCUACACUGUGGCCUACCAAGUUCGGACUUCUGUUUGAACGCAAAAACGUCACGUCUGAUGCUCCCAUGAGUCCCACAAGAGAGCCUCUUCCCACCCUGUUCAGCAUGCUUCACCCGCUAGAUGAAAUAGCACCUGUUGUCUGCAAGUCCACAGCAGGUCUGUUUGAGACGGUACGGCUACAGUACGUUUCGGACAAUGCACUUCGAGUGGUUUUCUCCUGUGAGCAACCUUCUGUCAUCAUGACCUAUGACGCCCUGCAGUGCACUCAUACAGUCUGGGCUCUGCGCAAAGUCACACCAGAGGAACAGUCCACAGUGCUGAAGUGUCCCGGGCCGGAUGGCUCUGCUCAGACCCCCAUGGCUACUCACAGCUUCCUUGGCACCCAUCUGAGGAAUGUGACCCGGCUGGACUCUCCUGGCUCACCGCUGCACUGCCACGCCCUGCACAACCAGGGUCGCGUGCCUUCGUCCCCCAGCCUGCACUCUCGCGCCCACUCGCCCAACAUCUCCAGCAUGGCUGCCCUCAGUCGAGCCCACUCCCCUGGCAUCGCGGCUCCCUCUUUUACUGGAGGGCAGCGUUUUAACAUAUCGUGCCACUCCCCGUCUGCCCGUGGGCACAGCCUGUUGGCUUCACCUAACAGCACCCUAAAUGAAACACCGCUGCUGCCCGAAAUGGAGCCCAUCCUGCCUGACCUGUGCGUUGAGCAGCUGUGGACAGAAACCACUACGACUCACAGGGAGAAAAGCUGUCAAGCCUCCAAAGUGUUCAUCACCUCUGACCUGUGUGAGAGCAGAUACCUGUGCUUUCUGGUCGAAUCCCACCAGCAGCUCAGGUGUGUGAAGUUUCUUGAAGGCAAUGAAACCAACCAGCUGAUAUUUGCGUCAGUUACCACCAUUCCUGCUAAAGAUGCUGCACCCUUGGAGGACAUUGAUGCUUUGCUGGUUUUGGAGACCAAUGGCAGCUUAGUCUUGUACACCGGAGUCACACGGGUCAGCAAAGUGUUUGUCCCUGGCCUUCUGUCCCCAAACUUCAGUUUGCCCAACCACCUGCCUUCACUGAACACCCCUCUGGAGAACGUGAGCACUCCUGCCAAGGCAACAGUCCAGCAUAUAAGCCGACUUGAGGAGGCGGACAUGCCGUCUCCGGUGUCGGAGGUGCGAAGCUCACUGCAACAUCAUGAGUCGUCUUGGCUGGAUGACUCGCCCUUCCAGCAGGCUGCGCCGCACAUCCAAGCCCUACGAGACCCCGUCAGCAACAGGGUCACACUGGAACUGAGCAGUGGCUUGAUGCUGAGGAUCACCGUUCCUGAAGUGGCGACAUCGGAACUCGUGAAGCGAUGCCUGCAGGCCAUUCGGUUCAUUCUGCCCAAAGACACCGCCAUGAAAGUGCUGGUGAAGUGGUAUAACAUCUAUAAUGCUCCUGGAGGUCCCAGCAUGCACCAGGAGUGGAAUCUGUUCGUCACAUGCUUCAUGACUCUAAUGGGCUACAACACUGAGCGAUUGGCCUGGACACGAAAUCUCCAUUUUGAAGUGCCCCUCUCUCCAGUAAUAGCUCCUAAGAAGGCUCGUCCUGCAGACACUGGCUCUGACGAGGACUGGGCGUACCUGUGUGCCUCAGACUAUCACUGCCAGGCUUUGGCACACCCAGUGGCAGGCCUUCCAGGUCUGGAGCCGGCAGCACCCCCUGUUGGUAUGGAGGACGGUGGACCAGUGGGAGGUCUGGAGCCCUCUGCUCUGCUCUUCCCUCACAUUCCCUCACUUUUCUACGUACUGCACCUGCUUUACGAGGACCUGAAACUGGACGAGCUCCAGCGCAGCGGCGCCCGCGCCCUUGUUAGCCUCCUGCAGCAGCUGGCCAGGGACCUGCAGCUGGAGGAGUACAUUGAUCUCUACUGGCGUGAUUACCCCUCAUUCAUCAAAACCUUCAAGGAAGCCUGUGUGAUCGAUCAGGCUCAGAUGGGGUUGAUGAACUGGCCGGCGUACCUGAACAGUGAAGUGCCCUGCGUGUUUGGCUGGCUCAGCAAAUGUCUGAGAGGGCAGGAUGUGCCUCCAUUCCCCUACCUGCCCGGCAUAUGUGAAAGGACCAAACUGCUUGUGCUGAGCUACGCGCUGUAUGUAGUGGGAGAUGAAAAUGCCAUCUCCAUUAACGUGUCUAAGUACCUGUCUCGGCUCUCCGCAGGACAAAAGAAAGGUUUCACUGAACCUGCUCUUAGAAGGCAGAGCAGCGUCAAACCCAGCGCUCCUUCAGGCUGCCUUGCCGAAAAGCUGGUGGUGUGGUUGACAUCUGCAGGCUUCAUGCUGAAGGACCUGGAAUCCGUGCCUUUUGGUGUGGCUCUGCCGAUCAGAGAUGCCAUCAGCCAGUGCAGAGAACACCCCUGCUCCGAAUGGUCCGAAGAGGUCUGUGCUUUGAUUGGACGACAGGAUUUAACCAAGCAGGCUCAUAAAGUUUCCCUGGCCAAAGGAAAGCCGAUGGUUGGGUUGAAUGUGCCAUUAGAACCCCCAGUAACAACCGAGGCGGAUGAGGAAGAGGAUGGAAUGGCAGAUCUUCACCCAGAGGUGACCGGGUUAAUUUGGAGUCAGGAUUUGCGUUUGCAAGAGGUUCGGCGUCUGCUUCAGAGCUCCAGACCUGUCCGUGUCAAUGUGCCCCAUCUGCCAGAGGUCAGCGACCACGAAUACAUUGAGGAGAAGGAGAAUAAGUUGCUGCAGCUUUGUCAGCGCACCAUGGCUCUGCCUGUAGGCCGAGGCCUCUUCACACUGUUUUCUUACCACCCUGUGCCAACUGAGCCCCUGCCUGUGCCCAAGCUUAACCUGACUGGCCGAGCUCCUCCCAGGAACACCAUGGUGGACCUUAACAGCGGAAAUAUAGAUGUGCCACCCAACAUGACCAGCUGGCCCAGCUUCCACAAUGGAGUGGCGGCUGGCCUGAAGAUCGCGCCGGCUUCUCAGGUGGAAUCGGCCUGGAUCGCCUACAACAAGCCCAAGAGCGCCGAGUUAGCCAACGAAUAUGCUGGCUUCCUCAUGGCUCUGGGCCUCAACGGCCACCUCACCAAACUUGCCACGCUCAACAUCCACGAUUACCUCACCAAGGGUCAUGAGAUGACGAGCAUUGGGCUCCUACUGGGUGUAUCGGCCGCCAAACUGGGCACCAUGGACAUGUCUAUCACACGCUUGCUGAGUAUUCACAUUCCAGCGCUGCUGCCACCCACCUCCACCGAGCUGGACGUGCCGCACAGUGUGCAAGUGGCCGCCGUCGUGGGCAUCGGCCUUGUCUACCAGGGCACCGGCCACCGGCACAACGCUGAAGUGCUGCUUGCUGAGAUCGGCCGUCCUCCGGGUCCUGAGAUGGAGUACUGCACGGACCGAGAAUCGUACUCUCUAGCAGCAGGCCUGGCACUCGGCAUGGUCUGUCUCGGGCACGGUAGUAACCUGAUUGGGAUGACUGACCUGAACGUGCCAGAGCAGCUCUAUCAGUACAUGGUGGGGGGCCACCGCCGCACUCACGCCGGCAUUAACAGGGAGAAGCACAAGUCCCCCAGCUACCAGAUCAAGGAAGGAGACACCAUAAACGUAGAUGUCACCUGCCCUGGAGCCACCCUGGCCCUUGCCAUGAUCUACCUCAAGACCAACAACAGGUCUAUAGCUGAUUGGUUGAAAGCCCCAGACACCAUGUUCCUGCUGGACUUCAUCAAGCCAGAGUUCCUGCUGCUCAGGACUCUGGCCAGAUGCAUCAUCAUGUGGGAUGAAAUCCUACCUAAUGAGGAAUGGGUGACCAGCAAUGUGCCUCAGAUAAUCCAAGAGAACAUUGGACUCCAGGAGGAAGCUCUAGUGUCAGAGGAUCUGAAUAUGGAAACUUUGGUGCAAGCUCACGACUACAUCAUAGCUGGGGCUUGCAUGGCUGUGGGCUUUAGAUUUGCUGGAUCUGCAAACUUGGAUGCCUUUGAGUGCCUGUACAAAUUUGCUCGAAACUUCAUGCAGUCUCUGACUACCACUACAACCUCCGCAGCCACAGUUUCAGGUCCAUAUAACCUGCAGACGUGUCUGAGCAUGGUGCUGCUGGCCACCUCCAUGGUAAUGGCUGGCUCGGGGAACCUGAAAGUAUUACAGCUGUGUCGCUUCCUACACAAACGCACCGCUGGUGAGAUGAACUAUGGCUUUCACAUGGCUCACCACAUGGCACUGGGACUGCUCUUUCUGGGAGGAGGCAGGUACACUCUCAGCACCUCCAACUCAGCCAUCGCCGCCCUCCUCUGUGCCCUCUAUCCUCAUUUCCCGGCCCACAGCACUGACAACAGGUAUCACCUCCAAGCCCUGCGUCACCUCUGUGUCCUCGCGGCUGAGCCUCGACUGCUGGUUCCUGUGGAUGUGGACACUCUGAAGCCCUGCUACGCCAUGCUGGAUGUCACCUACAAGGAGACGCAGUGGUACGACGAGACGACUGUGGAAUUGAUGGCUCCCACCAUGCUCCCUGAGCUUCAUCUCCUCAAGCAGAUUAAGGUGAAAGGUCCGAGAUACUGGGAGCUGAACAUUGAUCUCAGUAAAGGAACUCAGCAUCUGCAGUCCAUCCUCUCCAGAGAUGGUGUGCUCUACGUGAAGCUGCGUGCAGGACAGCUGCCCUAUAAGGACGAUCCGCGUGGCUGGAAAAGUCUGCUGGCCCCUACCGUCAACAACAGAAACCCGGAAGUGCGCACUUUCAAGCCUGAAGCGAUCUCGACCUUCACCUCAGAUGCUGCCUUGGUUUCCUUUGCUGAGUACUUCUGCAAAGCUUCUGAGAACAUGAAACAUAAACAGGAGACUGUGGCCUUAUUCUCAGCCAUUCUAUAUGAAUGUGUGACCCAGGAGAACCCGGAGAUGCUGCCCACCCAUAUUUCAAUUGAUCAGGCGGUGAAGGCUCUGGAGCGGGGCGAGCUGAGCGAGACUUUCUGUCUGUGGCAGAUGAAGCUGGUGUUGGAGCUCUGCGAGAGUGGCGUACUGCAGCAAAGACUGCGGGACACGCGCAGGCAGAGCCGCGGCCUCCUGCUCAGCUCAGAGUUUCUGCCCGUGAUGAAAAGCUCGGCUGACCGGGCCCUCGAUCGCUGGCUCUUCGACAACAGCCGAGCUCUGCAGGCGUACGUCAGUGGCCAGCCCACGAACGAGGAUGCAGACACCAGCAUGCUGGCCUGCUUCCUGGUCUACCACUCCAUUCCCAGCUUCAGGAAGAUGGCAAACACAGAGCUUGAUGAGAGCUCCUCUUUCCCUGAGCUGCUGCUGAAGUUCAGUCAGUUGGGUGUUCCUGUGCGAGCCCUGCUGCGUCUGAGUCCUCUGCUCCUACACGCUGGCGUCUUUGGAUCUGGGCUGCCCUUUUGACCCCAGCAGGCCAUGCCACACCUCUUCUACCACAGAGACCACUUUGGGAGUGUCCUUUCUGGAAGAUCCAUCUCUCAGAAACGUCCCAGAGCAGAAUGUGUUUCUGGGGCCCUGGCAUAAUUAUUAGGUUGACCACCCCAUGUAAAUAAUUUGUAUCUAGGUUUGUACUCGUGGCGAUAGUGUCAAUAAAUUUGGUUUGAAGUGAUGCUUCUUUUAAAGCACA